AUGUCAAAUUGUUGGUCAUUAAGAAAUGAAAUAGUUGCUAGUGAUGGAUUAUUAUAUUUUAAAAAUAAGCUGAUAGUAGCUAGAGAACUAAAACAGUUUAUUAUGAGUUUAUUACAUGAAACACAUAUAGUGAUAACUAAAACAGUUAAAAGAGCUAAAACAUACAAUUAUUGGCCAGGAUUGAAUUCUGAUAUUGAAAAUUAUAUUAUUAAGUUUGAAUUAUGUGCAAGAUUUCAAAGAAAACAAUCAAAAGAGUUGUUGUUAAAUCAUAAAAUUCCAAAAAGAGCAUUUGAAAAAGUAGACAUAGACAUACCUGAUUUUGGAGGUGUGUCUUAUUUGAUUUUAGUUGACUAUUACUCAAGAUGGUUGGCGGUCGUAGAGAUAUCUGAUAAAACUGCUGAAACGAUAGUAAGUGUGCUCAAAACAUUGUUUAGUAGAUUUGAAUGGGAUUUCAAAAUAAUAACAUCUAGUCCUAACUACCCACAGAGUAAUGACAUGGCUGAAAAAGGUGUUGGUAUAUUUAAAACAAUGAUGAGGAAAUGUGAACAAACUGAUCAAGAUACAAUCGUACAAAAAAUGGUAAGAUCCUUAGAAGAACCUCUAAACACCUUAAAAAUAAUAAUACAGUAA
Rhopalosiphum maidis (corn leaf aphid) is the source of this 630-nucleotide messenger RNA. RefSeq lists its product as uncharacterized. Lineage: Eukaryota; Metazoa; Arthropoda; Insecta; Hemiptera; Aphididae. Bases 1 to 630 code for a protein of 209 amino acids. The transcript has 2 exons. The record is from RefSeq and is a predicted model, not a curated record. Gene Ontology annotation, molecular function: nucleic acid binding.